CCGCGCGUUUCAUCUUUGCAUGCAGUGUGCGCGACCCCAAAAUGAAUUAUUCAUGUUGAAGCCUAAACAUGGCGAAAUCUGAUGAUGAUGUGACGGAGAAGUGGAAAAUGGCCGCAUCUUAACCGUUUCUGAGUUUAGGCUUAAGAUUUCCGUUGUUUUCUGGCGGAGUUGGCUAUCGCCGAAGCAAAAACAUGAUGGAAGGUGAGUUAUAUGAGGUUCAGCCAUCAGUCAGUUAUCCUCUUCAGGAUAAAUACCCUUACUUUGGCGAUGGAACCGGUCGCUCUGAGCCUAUAACAAUCCGUAACAUCAAGAUUCGUUCUGAUAGUGACACACAGGACGCAGAAGAUCUACCUAAGAAAGACACAAUGAGACGAAGUCCACUCUUCAGCCAACCCAGUGGAACUUUACAGCACAUUGUGGCUGGAAAUGACACCCUGGAUAGCAUAGCCCUUCAGUUUGAGUCCACACCUACUCAGCUUAUGCGGUUGAACCAUCUCAGCAGUCGCAUGCUGUUUCCUGGACAGAUUCUGUAUGUGCCCGAUCCUGAUUCACCUGAGCCUCUCUGCUUGAGCCCUUCCUCAACAACUAAGAAAACAUUUGACCUCCCUGUGGUAAGUCAGAAAGCAGACGUUCCCAAAGUCACCCAGACUAAGACGAGCGCCAAUUCCAGACGUUUCCAUCUCUUGAAGUCCAAGAGUAAAGAGGAAAAGGCAUCAAGCUCCAGCAAACGUGGUCGGAAGUCUCUGCUUCGCUAUCAGACCGAACCAAGGCCAGGCAGGGUGAUCCGAGACCGCUCACAAGAUGAUGAUGCAGAAGAGAGCAAAAACUUCUUGAAACUGAAUGUCAAGUAUAUCACCGAUGGAGAGGGUGUGGUCAGUGGUACCAUGUUGGUCACUCCAAAUGCCAUCAUGUUUGAUCCUAACGUCUCGGAUCCUCUGGUCAAGGAGCGGGGGACGAGUCCCUAUGGUGUCAUCACACAGAUGGACACAGUCAGGGGAGCGGCCAUGUACCAUGAUAUCUCAGCCAUGAAUCUCAAGACCAAACAAGAGAGUACUGAAUCUGUCACUUGCCCAGUCUACGUCCCUGAGAAUGCCAAAGACGGAAGGAAGAAACUAUCAACAUCCAACGAUCUGGCAUCACCCACCACUGAUACCCACACAGAUACCAUAACAAAUCAUGCAAAACAGUCCCAACCCGACACUGUUCUAAGAACCAUCUCAAACCUGAGCGAUGGCUUUGUGCAUGUCGUUAGUGAUGUAGUGAAGACUAAACUGGCUGGUGAUACAAAGCAGGAACUGAAUCAGUGUACCUCCAUCCCAGAGGGGGACGGUAAUGUUGAAAUGAUAAACAUUUCAAAUGAAGGAGCACAAAAGGAGGAUUUGGAAUUCCAGAAACAGGGAGAUGAAAUGAUUACAAACAGUAAUGAUCUCAGUGGAAGCACAAAUGAAGGGGACACUCUUGUCCCCCAGAAUAACAGUAACGAAGAGAUGGUUGUCCAUGAAGACUUGAAACUAAACCAGGAUACCCAAGAACUUCCUGAGAGGCAUUUAACCAAUGGAGAUGAUUCAACAUGUAGAGGGAGCUCCUCUGUGGAGGCAAGCGAUGACACUGAAUCUCAAGAUCAGGUCAUUCCUUCAGACUCUAAAGGAUCCCUCCCUGACCUGGUGGAAUCAGCCGAACAAUCUGUCAAAGACAAGGAGUCUCCUACAAGUGAGACUGGCUCUUUGUCAGGUCUGCCACCAGCAGAGUUGACCAACUGCCCACAUUGUCAUGGCAACAUGACCACUACUAGCAAAGUUUGCAACUCUUCCUCUGAAGAUUCAGCACAACUCCAAGACACUCAAACAACAGGGGACACAGACAUGCCCGGUUUUGUCGACUUCUCCUCUGGUAUCUUCAUACGUGAGUGCAAGCGAUGCACAGCGGUGCCAGACAUAACUGAAUCAGUACAGGAUACCAGCACAACGGAGCAAGAGCUACAGGCCAUCCAGGCUGAGGGACGGGAAAUUAGGAGGCAGAGUGACUUGCUCUGUGAGCUUCCCAAUGAGGGGAGCAAUAACGUGCAUCCCCAGGAGAAUGAUCAAGUCAAGAAGUCUGAAGAUGUCAAUAAGGAGGUGGUGCUAGGCUACAACAAGACUAACUUUGAAGUCCACUGCAAAGACGCAGGUCCAUCUGAAUACCUUCCUAAGCCUGCUCAGCGCUAUGAAGACCCGCCCCUUUACCUGUGUUUGCGAGUUGGUAAGCCCAUGAGCAAGACCUUCCCUGUUGCUAUUUCUGACACCAAGGAAGCCGCUUCCAAACACAACCAGAAACUACCUGAAUACUGGUUUGCAAUACCCCGAGAAAAGGCAGACAACCUGUAUGCAUUCUUUCUGCAAUGGUCUCCAGAUGUCUACGGGAAGGAGGGUAACCAGGAUGAUGUUGGUUUUGUUGCUGUUGAUGAGGAGCUAGAGUCCAGCCUGGAGGUCAUUGAGGAUUUCUUUGAGGAGCCCAUCGGAAAGGAUUGGGAGAUUAUCACCAAAGAGGAAGCCAAUCGUCGGCGGAUGACCAUCUUAGAAUGCGAGAUGAACCUGCCGCUACCUGAACUAGAAGGAGCAACCAGUAUUCUUUUAGCACCUGAACAUGUCAGGAAGCUCACUAAACAGCUUCCUGCAAGAACAGAGGGUUAUAGCUGGAAGAACAUCUAUAGUACAGCAGAACACGGCUACAGCUUACGCAACCUGUAUCGUUGUAUGAGUGGCAUUGAUAGCCCAGUGCUCAUGGUCAUCAGGGACUCCAGUGGAAUGAUAUUUGGUGCACUCUCUCCCUGCGCUGUGAGAGUCAGCGAGCAUUACUAUGGUACUGGCGAAACCUUUCUCUUUAACUUCAUCGACUGGGAUCUCAACGUGUACAGGUGGACAGGUGAAAACAACUUCUUCAUCAAGGGGAACUACAACAGUCUAACUCUGGGAGGCGGAGAUGGUGCCUUUGGUCUGUGGUUGGAUGGGGAUCUUUACCGAGGCAGGAGUAGAAGCUGUAAGACGUUCUCUAAUCCAUGUCUAGCUCACGAUGAAGACUUCAUCAUUGCUGAUCUGGAAGCUUGGGGAUUUGGUCUUGCCUAAAGUGCAGAAUGGCAGAAGAACAACAUUGCCGAGAAUGGCUGGCAUGUGCCCUGGUUCGAAUCCAGACGAAUAUGGCACUUCAUUCAUGUGCAACAUUGUAACCCAACUUGCAAGUAUCCAAGGAUAAACUUCAGCAUGGUGUGACCAUUCAUGGGAGUAAAAUUUGUGUAAAUUAAUUGACUGCAGUCUGAACGUUAAUGGGUAAAGUUAUGUCUGAGUGACUACGGAACAAACCCAGUUGCUGUGACUACAUAUGAAAGAAAGGCUGCUCUUUAAACCGACAGACAUCCCUGGGAUGUGAUGGCACAAUUUCAGCGAGUCAGUAGUUCCAAUCCAUCUGUGAUUGUACCAGAAUGAUUCAAGAGGCUUGAGCAUGGUCGUGUGAGAAAAGACAAUAUAGGACUCAAUUGAACGUCUGUUGGGAAUGGGCAUAAGAACAUGGGAGUUUUGUGCUGUGUCGUAUGUGUGUGUCUGCAAUUCAAAUUCAACUGAGACACACUGUUGGUUACACUGUGAAUUAAUACUGUGAGGUGACAAAGAUGUGACCCUGUAGUGAUUCAACCUACAGUUGGAUUUCACAGUGUCAGGAGGCUUCAGAUGUUUGGGAGGGAUGCACAUUGAAUGGUAAAAACUUAAGGGAAUUCUUGCAGCCCAAAUGGAAAACUUGCCAAUUGUAUAUUACUGUACAUGAAGCCUCAUUAUGAAGCAUAGCAUUGUUGAAUUCCUUGUAUAUAUGUAUAUAUGUAAUGUAGAUGUACAUAAAUGCUUCCUGGUUGAAUGAUCCCUUUUUGAGAGGAAUCGCUGCUUGUAACUGGUAAGGAAUGGACUGUGGAUAAGACCAUUACCUGAAAGUAGGGUACAAGGACACUUUUGUCCAUGUAAUUUAGUUUGUAAUUUGGAGGAGUAAAUGCCCUUUAUGUGAAUGGAAUGAACUACCUAACUCAAGGGAUUGAUGUCAUCCCAGGAAGCAACUAUUUAAGUUAAGGGGAUUAUUCAUAAUGUGAGGAAUCUCAUGAUAAACUGUGUGGCACUUUGUGCAGAUUCCUGACAGCAACAUUGAUGUUAAGAGUUUGGGUUAAGAACGGACAACUCCUGAAGAUUUUUUAUAAAAUAGAUUUUUCUGACCCCCCAAUCAACUCAAUUUUUGUACAUGCUGGGGAGGGAGCAUCACCAUUAAUAGACUUCAUACAAUUUGAAGGUGCAGGUUUGCAUCAGUAGUAACGUGCACAUUUAUCUGCCUUCAUCUAUGUGCAUAUAAUGUAAUCCAUAUUUGCAUAUACUGCAAAUGCACAUGAUGAAGACAUACUUGCAUGUGGUCCAUACUGAUAAACUUUAUUUGCAUAUGUUGCAUAUGAAAAUUAAAGUUUGCAUUUCCAUAUCUUGCAUAUGCAUGUAUAUUUGAAGUUUGUAGUUGCAUGUGUUCCAUAUGCAAAUGAAGUCUAUUUCCUUAUGUAACAUAUGAAUACUGGUUUUCGUGGUUAGCAUCUUACAAAUCCCAAGUUUUGUAAGACCUUUAAAAGCCCAAAGUAGACAAGUCACCCAGUGGAUAAAACCUCUUAUAAAAUACUGUACAUGUUCCUAGUUUGGUGAACAAUAAGGAUUGUCAGUGUGUGCUCAUGAUGUCUAAGAUGGUUUUGAUCAGAUUUGUGAAAUCUUUGAAGGUCGCAAAAAAGACUUAGAACUCUUCAAACAGCAUGGUGAAAAAUAAUUCAUGUCAUUCUUUUGUUGCAGAUCCACUUUAUUGGUUUGUUCAUUUCUGAAUGUACAGAAUUCAUAUGCGUCCUUUAGCAUGCAUACUAUUGAAUUAUUUACUAAUGCAAUUACAUCAGAAUCAUUUCCAAUAGAAGAUGUCUCUUGUACAUCUCAAUCUGCAUCCCUCAUGUAUUUGUACAGAGAAAUGUUUGGCUGGUGUUUUGGCACAAACCUGUGGAAAUGUACAUGUAAUAAUAAACAUCAUACUCAAUUCAUGCUCAAAAUGUAUUUGGUGGAAAAGUUGGUGAUAACUUUCUGUUACUUGUGGUAUUCGAUAUUGAUAUUGAUAUUUAGGCCCACUUGUAUUUUAGAGACUCCCGAGUAAUUUCUAAAGAACCCCUAUCUGUAUGUACUUAUGCAUGAUACCACCAGCAGACUGUACAGUGACUAGAAUCUAGUCUUUUGUUCAUUGUUCCAUGUUUAGACCAUAAUGUUCCUAUCGUUGAUGGUAGACUUUUGCAAUCAACAGUUCGAGUCCAUGAAUGUUUCAAUUUUCGGUUGAACUAGGUAAAGGCUAAGAAGACAGAACUUGAACCCAAAAUAUCACAAAUACAAAACAAGCACUGCAAAAACAUCCAAAUAGCCAACAUGUCUCAAUUCCAAAGAUACGUUGAAUGCCAGAUAAGUAACUGCACCACAAGGUAGUUUUUAUUUCAGUCUGUAUUGAGCACAAAUGUAUAAUAAUUUUUAAAGAAUGAGUGAUGUUACUGAUUUUGUUGUUGCAAACUGAAAGUGUGUUGUUAUUAUAUGAAAGUACUCCAUGUUACUAUAUGAAAAAUACUGAUUUUUUCAUUAUUUCCACUGUCAAUAUUUGAUGGCUUGAAGUCAUUUGUUAGAUGUGUUGAGAUAAUCCUUCCAUUUUAUUUAAAUGAGCUGAGUUUGUAUCAAAGUCUCUGCCUUUCAGGUAAGUUCACCAUCUUGGAUACUUCAGGAGAAUCUAGAAAAUUUUUCUUCCCCUGAAACAUAAAACUAUUGAGAGAUAUCGUAAAUGGAAGAGCAAACUUUGGUUGAAACAUUGUUUAUUGUGCUAAAUUUGUGACAGUUUUGUUUCAUUUUUGCCAACGUCUCACACUCUCCAUGUUACUGCUUCACUUGUAUGGUGCAAUGUUGACCUUCAGCUUACCUAUGUCAAAUCGUCAUAAUUCUUAAAGAACAAGGCAAUUAAAAGGCAAUUAAUAAAGAAAGAAUACAAUUUAAUAUUGAAGUGUCACCAAUUCACUAUUGAAUUUGAUAAAAGUGGUUACUAACACCCAGAUCUUGAUGGUUUUUGUGCAAAACUGUUCUAGUAUUUCAAGACAUUAAAUGUUCUCCUGCACGUCUACUUAAUUGGAGUAUUAUAGACAUUAAGAUGUAUGUAAAAAAUGUAAUGCAGUUGAUUAAUUAAAACAGCACACAGACUUAUUUGCAGCUUGAA
Acanthaster planci (crown-of-thorns starfish) is the source of this 6267-nucleotide messenger RNA. RefSeq names its product oxidation resistance protein 1-like. NCBI's taxonomy places the organism in Eukaryota, Metazoa, Echinodermata, Asteroidea, Valvatida, Acanthasteridae. The record is from RefSeq and is a predicted model, not a curated record. Gene Ontology annotation, biological process: response to oxidative stress. Gene Ontology annotation, cellular component: nucleus.